Messenger RNA from Owenia fusiformis, 1914 nucleotides. The record is from the annotation of a GenBank genome assembly. NCBI's taxonomy places the organism in Eukaryota, Metazoa, Annelida, Polychaeta, Sabellida, Oweniidae.
CUAAGACAUGCAACCUGAUUGGUCCAACCUUUAUUUGGUUAAAUUAUUUUCAGUGGGUUUUCAACUUGCUUGUGGGAUUUCUACGUCAAUCUAUACAAUCAUUUAUAUGAAUGAGCACAUUAUGAACCUUGUAGCGCAGACACUACGAUGAUUCCUGAUGUAAAUUUGCUAAAAAAGAUGAAAAUAUCAAUUUAAGCAUCAGACUAGAAAACCAAUCAAAUCAGUUUUAACAAUCCGGUUUUGGCCAAGGUUAGUGACGCAUGCGCAUAACUACUUCCUUUUUCCUGGCGGAUUUCAGUGGCCACAUCACAAAAUUAUUUUGCAGAAAAAAUGGGAUUGCGACGACCAAAUAAGCAGAAAAACCCACCGGUUUUCAGCCAUGAGUUUGUCAUACAGAACCAUGCAGAUAUUGUGUCAUGCGUGGCGAUGGUGUUCGUCGUUGGACUAAUGUUUCAGGCGACAAACCCAGUGGCAUCUUUGUUCGUCACCAUGGGCCAUAACAUCACCCAAAAUGAAACUGAGGGAGCAACCCAGCCAGAAGAUAUCUUGUAUACCAACGGCCUCAAGGAUCUAUUUUCCAUCUUCUUCUAUAUGCUCAUCUGUGUUGUUGUUCAUGCCGUCAUUCAGGAGUACAUCCUUGACAAAGUGAACCGCAAGAUGCAUCUCUCCAAGGUGAAACACAGCAAGUUCAAUGAGUCUGGCCAGUUGGUAGCUUUCUACCUGACCUCCGCUGUAUGGGGAGCUAACAUCAUCCUUCAGGAGAACUACUUACCCAACAUCAGUACUCUGUGGGAGGGCUAUCCUCACUCAACUAUGGUAUUCAUGAUCAAGUUCUACUUCAUCAUCCAACUCUCCUAUUGGACACAUUGUGUACCAGAACUCUACUUUCAAAAAGUUAAAAAGGAAGAGAUGUCUGGUAGACUCCAAUAUACCCUGCUGUCCUUUGUAUUUAUAGCAGGAGCUUACUCACUCAAUUUCACACGGGUUGCCUUAUGCCUAUUGGUGCUUCACUACACUGUAGAGCUGCUGUUCCACUUAUCAAGGCUUCUCUACUUUGCUGACAAACCAGACCUGGCUAAUACAGGAUUCAUGAUCUGGAACAUACUUUUUGUACUUGUAAGAUUAGUCAGCACAACAAUUGCUGUUUUAACUUUCUGGUUUGGACUAGAACAGAGUAGCCAAUCUUCAAUAAAUUUUACUGAAGGCAACUUCAACACACAAAUAGUCAGAAUAAAUUGCCUAGCUGCCUUAUGCCUGGUGCAGGCGUGGAUGAUGUGGAAUUUCUUAACCUUCCAAUUCCGUCGCCGACGUGAACGCUCUUCCCCACCAAGAAAACAAGUAUUCGCAGCACAAAAAACCAAAGUUAAAGAUACUAAGAAAAAAGGUAAAUAUGAAGAAGGCAGCGGAGAUGAAGCCCAAGAAUCCACCGAGAAUGGUUCAGUAAGACAGAGAACCCCCAAGGCCAAGAGAAACUGAGAAUACAUCAUGAUUUGGCAGCUUGAACUAAAAGUCUUAUAUCAGAAACACAGUAAAAGAGUUCGUACAAUAAUAUAGCUUGAAAGGAUGGAAAAUCUGUUAGGAAUCACCACUCUAAUAUAACUUUACUGUUGACAAGAGAUUCCAUUUGUCUCAUUUUAGUCAUGAAGUUAUAUCUUAUUUGUCAUUUAGAUACUCCUUAAUUGUCAAUAAGAUAUCUUAUUUUCUAAGAUGUAUUUUGUUUGUCAUUUGGUAUAUCUUUCUGUUAAUAAGGUAACCGUUGUUUGUCAAAAAGGUAUCUGUGUCAUAAUAGUUAUAGGACUAAUAAAAUAACAAGUCGCUAAACUAUAUCUAAUACAGUAAUUUUAUUUUUCAAUUCAUGCUUUCUCUAAUAUUAGGGAUCUAGGGAUCUUAUUAAAUGAUGAUAGUUACAGCACG